Stylophora pistillata is the source of this 639-nucleotide messenger RNA. RefSeq lists its product as uncharacterized. The record is from RefSeq and is a predicted model, not a curated record. NCBI's taxonomy places the organism in Eukaryota, Metazoa, Cnidaria, Anthozoa, Scleractinia, Pocilloporidae. Gene Ontology annotation, molecular function: catalytic activity.
AUGUGCCCUGGUCUCUCUGCUGAUCUUAAACAGAUAGACGACUCCCGCAAGACCGCCAUCAUCAACAAGGAACUGACACGGCUUAACAUCGACGUUGCCUGUCUCCAGGAGACUCGGCUGGCCGACAGCGGCUCUCUUAGAGAAUCAGACUACACCUUCUUUUGGCAAGGCUUGUCCCAGGACGAGCGGAGGCAGCAUGGAGUAGGUUUUGCUGUGAGGAACUCGCCGCUCGCCACCACAGAAAAGCUGACUGGAGGCCUCGAAAGAAUCCUAGUCCUCCGCAUGAAGACAUCUACAGGGUUUGUCAACUUCCUGUCUGUUUACGCCCCGACCCUCACCUCCAGCACAGAGGCCAAAGAUCAGUUUUACGAAGCCCUGGAGGAAACAGUGUCCCAAAUACCCCGCUCCAAAAGCGUAUACCUGCUAGGCGACUUCAACGCACGCGUUGGAUCCGACUGGCAAGCAUGGCCCGCCUGUCUCGGCCAUUUCGGUGUUGGCAAGUUAAACGAGAAUUGGGCAGAGACUGUUGGAACUCUGCUGCCACCAUGGCCUCUGCAUCACCAACAGCUACUUCAAGUGCCAGGAGCUGCACAAAGUGUCUUGGAGACAUCCCCGGUCCCGCCACUGGCACCAGCUUGA